UCUAGCCCCCCUCGGGUCAGUCAGCAAAUGAACACCAUCGAUUACUCAUUCCGUCUUGGCCAGCCUGUCUGUGCUACAGCGGAUCCUCCUGUUAUUAUAAGUACACCCUGCGCGGGGUCGAUGCUGCUUCCCCUCCCUUUCUACUUCCCAUCCUCUCUCUCUCUUUCAACUUCACAAUCACUUCUCCCUGAAGUUUUAUGACUGUAUACUUACACCGAUUUGACGCAGUUCUCUCUUCUUGAACAUCAUUCCUUCCUAUCUACAUACAAUACUCCCACGAUGGGUGAGUCCAAGUGUCCCUUCAAGGCCCAUGCCAAUGUGGCAGGUGGGGGCACUCGUAACACCGACUGGUGGCCGGAACAGUUGAAGCUCAACAUCCUUCGCCAACAUUCCACCACUUCCAAUCCCUUGAAGGAGGACUUUGACUAUGCCGCCGCCUUCCAGCGCCUGGACUACUGGGCCCUCAAGAAAGAUCUUCAGGCCCUGAUGACCGACUCGCAGGACUGGUGGCCCGCCGACUUUGGUCACUAUGGCGGCCUCUUUAUCCGCAUGGCCUGGCACAGUGCGGGCACCUAUCGCGUCUUUGAUGGUCGUGGUGGAGGGGGUCAGGGCCAGCAACGUUUCGCCCCGCUCAACAGCUGGCCGGACAAUGUCAGUCUAGACAAGGCUCGUCGGCUCUUGUGGCCCAUCAAGCAGAAGUAUGGCGACAAGAUCUCCUGGGCCGACUUGCUGCUGCUGACCGGAAACGUCGCCCUCGAGUCCAUGGGCUUCAAGACCUUUGGCUUCUCCGGUGGUCGUCCAGACACCUUUGAGGCAGAUGAGUCGGUUUACUGGGGUGGCGAGACCACCUGGUUGGGCAACGAUGUCCGCUACUCCGAUGGCAACCCUGGUGUGGCUGCCCCAGGGGUGGUGGACAGCGAUCAAGCCCUGCAUCGCGACAUCCACAAGCGAGACUUGGAGAAGCCCUUGGCCUCGGCCCACAUGGGUCUGAUUUAUGUCAACCCCGAAGGUCCGGAUGGCAACCCUGAUCCGGUGGCUGCUGCCCGUGAUAUCCGCACCACCUUCGGUCGCAUGGGAAUGAACGAUGAAGAGACGGUAGCCCUCAUUGCGGGCGGUCACAGCUUCGGUAAGACCCACGGUGCUGCGCCCUCCAGCAACGUGGAAGCCGAGCCGGAAGGAGCCGGCCUCGAAUCCCAGGGUCUCGGCUGGAAGAACCGCCACCAGUCCGGCAAAGGACCCGACACCAUCACGAGUGGUCUCGAGGUGAUUUGGACCAAGACCCCGACCAAGUGGAGCAACAACUACCUGGAGUAUCUGUUUCGGUACGAGUGGGAGCUCACCAAGAGUCCCGCGGGAGCCCAUCAGUGGGUGGCCAAGGACUCCGAAGCCAUCAUCCCGGACGCUUAUGAUGCCUCCAAGCGCCACCGGCCUACGAUGCUCACCACUGAUCUCUCCCUUCGCUAUGACCCCACCUACGAGAAGAUCUCGCGGCGGUUCCUGGAGAACCCGGAUCAGUUGGCGGAUGCCUUCUCUCGCGCCUGGUUCAAGCUGCUCCACCGCGACAUGGGUCCCCGCAGUCGGUACAUUGGACCUGAGGCGCCCACCGAAGAGUUGAUCUGGCAGGAUCCCAUCCCUGCCGUGGACCACCCUCUUGUGGAUGCCAGUGAUAUUGCCUCGCUGAAGCGGACCAUCCUGUCUAGUGGCCUGGACCGGGCCAAGCUGGUGUCGACGGCGUGGGCUUCAGCCUCGACCUUCCGGUCGAGCGACAAGCGCGGGGGCGCCAACGGCGCACGGAUUCGUCUGCAGCCCCAGCGAGACUGGGAAAUUAAUCGCCAGCCGGGGAUUCAGGAGACGCUGAGCACUCUCGAAAAUAUUCAGAAGCAGUUCAACAGCUCUGCUGCCUAUGGCAAGAAGGUCUCCCUCGCCGAUCUGAUCGUGCUUGCUGGCAGUGCUGCCGUCGAACAGGCGGCUUACGAUGCGGGCCAUGCCAUCCAGGUCCCCUUCAUCCCCGGGCGGACGGAUGCCUCGCAGGAACAGACCGACGUGCAGUCCUUCAGCCAUUUAGAGCCGGUGGCCGAUGGCUUCCGCAACUAUGGUCGUUCGACCCCUCGUGUGCGCACGGAGCAGUUUCUCGUGGACAAAGCCCAACUGCUCAGCCUGUCUGCGCCGGAGUUGGCUGUCUUGGUCGGUGGUCUGCGCGUGCUGAACGCCAACUACGACGGAUCGGCCCAUGGGGUCUUCACGAACCGGCCCGGACAGUUGACAACUGACUUCUUCGUCAACUUGCUGGAUAUGAACACGGCCUGGCAGGCCACCGAUGACAGCCGGGAACUGUACGAGGGCACUGAUCGUCAGACCGGCAAGGUCAAGUGGACGGCCACGCGCGCGGAUCUGGUAUUUGGAUCGCAUGCGGAGUUGCGCGCUAUUGCGGAGGUUUAUGGCAGCGUCGAUGGCCCGGCUCGAUUUGUCAAGGACUUUGUGGCAGCUUGGGACAAGGUGAUGAACCUGGACCGAUUUGACCUCAAGAAGCAGACUCUUGUCUCGUCUCGUUUGUAGUUCUGCUUGAAAAUCUCUCCACUCCUGUAAUGACUUCACGUGCAAUGAAAUCCGUUUGUCGCAUUA
Messenger RNA from Aspergillus saccharolyticus JOP 1030-1, 2622 nucleotides. RefSeq names its product catalase/peroxidase. Gene Ontology annotation, cellular component: cytosol. Gene Ontology annotation, biological process: cellular response to hydrogen peroxide; hydrogen peroxide catabolic process. Gene Ontology annotation, molecular function: heme binding; catalase activity. Bases 280 to 2556 code for a protein of 758 amino acids. The record is from RefSeq and is a predicted model, not a curated record. NCBI's taxonomy places the organism in Eukaryota, Fungi, Ascomycota, Eurotiomycetes, Eurotiales, Aspergillaceae. The transcript has a single exon.